Cylicostephanus goldi is the source of this 593-nucleotide messenger RNA. NCBI's taxonomy places the organism in Eukaryota, Metazoa, Nematoda, Chromadorea, Rhabditida, Strongylidae. The record is from the annotation of a GenBank genome assembly.
AUGCUGCGAAAACUUAGCGUGCCACUAGGAUUGACCACUGUCCAUCUGGAUUGGAAAACUGAUUAUGCCGAUCAGUCGGUAUUGUUCUACGUGGCUCAGGAAGCAGUACCCCUCGGAUACAUCAUUAUAGGAUUUUCUGACCAUGGAUCUUACAAUAAUUCUGAUGUUUGCAUCUAUAAGGAAGGGAAACUUAGGGAUGGUUAUAUAGAUGGAAACUUCCAAAUACACUUCGACCGCAGUCAAGACUGUCAGUUAGAGAAGAAACAGUCCAAUAGAUUUACGUUUCGGAGACGAUUUGCAACCUGCGAUACGAGAGAUUUCGCAUUUGAGACAGGGACGACGCAGUUCAUCAUCGCAGGUGGUUUCGAAUUCACAAGCGAUUUCAAAAGUGAUCAUGUCAUGAAGGAAAUGCGCUUCGCUGUCCUGAUUGACAGGGAUGACGCAGCUGCACCUCCAGAACCCGACGGAAUUCACUUCAGGGUGUUGGCUGAUGAUGCACUUAUACCGAAUGUGGUAACAACAUACUGGUGUAUAAUAGAAAGAAUACCAGCAGAGCUCAGCAAUCGAAAGCAUCAUAUUGUCCAAGUAUGAUG